Puccinia graminis f. sp. tritici CRL 75-36-700-3 is the source of this 1195-nucleotide messenger RNA. RefSeq lists its product as uncharacterized. The record is from RefSeq and is a predicted model, not a curated record. The coding region runs from base 235 to 765 and encodes 176 amino acids. The transcript is spliced from 6 exons. Lineage: Eukaryota; Fungi; Basidiomycota; Pucciniomycetes; Pucciniales; Pucciniaceae.
GGACGUUUGAGACUGUGUGUAGACGGCAAGUCUAUCUGGAAGAUCUCUGGUCUAUCUUCAGAAUUCGGACUCCUGUCGGGGCUUCAGACUCAUACCUUGACAUUCAGGAUUUCGCUCGGAGUGUCCGACCAGGACAUGUUGUCGGUGGUGCACAAUAUCCUCCAUAAAGGACAGUAGAUAUUUGAUUCUCCUGGGGCCAAGACUAAAGUCUCCAAGUGUUUUCAGUGCCGGAGAAUGGACAACCCGAUCGAGGAGCUCGCAGACGUUGUCCGCUCAGUGACCGAGGUCGAACACACCUCUCAAGUCUUGGCAAACAUAGAUAAAUACUUUACAGAAGACGCCCAAUUACUCUACUUCAACUUGUCCCAAAUUUACUCUCGUAAUGGACGGCAAAACCUCAAGGCGGCAUACCAAGUCUCGAGAGCGUUGGGAUUUGGGAUCAAGAUUGAGAUCCAUGAAGUGAUGGUGAACAAGGAACAAACCGAAGCAACGAUCGACCUUACUCAAUCGGUUCGGGUUCGGUUGCUCCCAAUCGACUCGGUCAACGUUGUGUGCAAUUUUAUCGUUCGACUAGCGCUGCGGAGAAGUGCUGAAGAUAACAAGUAUCGAAUCUAUCGUCAACACGAUAAUUUCCCAACCGAUCUUACCCAAUGUGGACUCCCCCUACCAACCUUCAUCCGAGUCAUAAACGACGUGAUCAAGGCGCUAGUAUGGUUGUUUGUUGUCGCCUGGGGACGGAUAUUCAUGAUGUUUGGAAUCUUUUGAUCCGGGUACUACUGCACUACCGUCUUCUCUCGAUCAAUCUAUUUACCUUGCUUAAAUGCCGUCCGAGACCCGUUGUUGGUUUGAUGAUCCAUCGAUUGGAAGUCCUCUCGUAAACCUCAUCACAUUUUUAUUGGGUUUCUUCUUGUCCCCCAUGGUCUCUCUCUCUUACCUACACUGUCUAUCAAACAAUGGAUCAUUGGGGAUGUAAAGCUACACAGACCAUGAGAAUCAGUAAAUUUGGACUCUGACAAUCCCAUAUUUCUAUCUCAAAUAGCUUCUGUUCAAUCAUUGUCUUGGUCCCUAUAACUUCCCCCAGGCAGAUUUGAUCUAGAUGAAACGGGAUGGGUCAUGAAGCACAUUGGCGAAUUUUAGUCAUCCUUGACAGGUUGUGACCCACACCUGAGAUAGAAAUUAUUCCUCUGAUUUUCGC